This is a messenger RNA of Cephus cinctus (wheat stem sawfly), 2054 nucleotides long. Its product is annotated as zinc finger protein 143. Lineage: Eukaryota; Metazoa; Arthropoda; Insecta; Hymenoptera; Cephidae. The coding region runs from base 441 to 1946 and encodes 501 amino acids. The transcript has 9 exons. Gene Ontology annotation, biological process: regulation of transcription by RNA polymerase II. Gene Ontology annotation, molecular function: DNA-binding transcription factor activity, RNA polymerase II-specific; RNA polymerase II cis-regulatory region sequence-specific DNA binding. The record is from RefSeq and is a predicted model, not a curated record.
GACUCAUGUAUGCGGCUUGGAUCCGCGGACAGACGAGUUUAUGGGUAAUAUUUCCCAAGAUUCUUUGGCUGUUUGAUGCAGUUUGAUGCAAGGGAUCAAGAAUUUUUGGCGUCUUUUAUAACUGAUUGUUUAUCGCGUUAUGAUAUUACGUGCGGGUAAUUUUUUGGAGUUGGGUGAUUCGCGCGGAAACAGGAGGCUUCUUCUACUUUUCGCUUGGUUCUUGAUAAACUGAGUAAAGAAAAUGGCGAUUCAUCGUGUAAAAUUAGUUUACUAUAUAAGAAAUUCUGGAUAACGUUCUGGAUCCUUUGCCACUUGGAAAUAUGUACUAGUUAGUAGCGUAACUUUGUGCUCGUGCGGAUUUAUAUGAAGUCUAAUCUCGAGGUAAAGUGUUAAUAGUGGGAUUAUAGUGACUGUGUACCUGAAACUUUCGUCUUGUGUAAAUGAUGUCCUCACAGGAUGCAAAGUCAUCUGAGAAUUCUAACUUUAGACAAGAGGAUUAUGCUCUUCUACAUGGAUUGCAGGAAUCUACUGGAGACAUCUUGGAAUGCCUUUCCGUAAUGGUAAACACUGAUAAUACAAAUGCUACCGAAGUUCAAGGGUUAGUUUUGGAUGAUCAAUUGCUUGGAAAAACUAUCACUGCAAUAACUUUACCAGAUGGUACCCAAGCUUAUGUCACCGAUGAUUUUGAAGAAGAUGAAGCAGAAGGCAAGGAUGAACCGGCACUGGAGCUAGAAAAUGGUGAAACUAUCUUUCUACGAGAUUUGUCGGAAUUUGCUGAUGGAAAAACGCUUCAGUUGGAACUGGAUCCAACGACACUUAUACAAAGUCAUACUGCCACAACACAUGAUGUCGAUAGUACAUAUUCUCAAGUCCAACUCAUAAAUGGCACAGCAUAUAUGGUGUCUGGUCACGUUGACAUGGAUGAAGGUUUGUGGGAAAUUGAAGACGGAAAAUUAAAAAAGAAACAAGGUAGAAUCGUGAUAAAUAACAUACCCGAGACAAAAUCACGAAGUCAGUAUCCCUGUCCAAGAGAAGGUUGUGAAAAGGUCUACAGUACUCCGCAUCAUUUAAAAGUUCAUGAACGUUCUCACACAGGUCAGAGGCCAUACAUGUGUGUUCAUCCAAAAUGUAAAAAAAGUUUUUCGACAGGCUACAGUUUGAAGGCUCAUUGGCGCACUCAUACUGGCGAAAAACCAUAUAAAUGCCCAACUGCGUCAUGCGAUAAAAGCUUUAAAACUUCUGGGGAUCUUUUGAAACACAUUAGAACUCACACAGGCGAGCGGCCUUUUGUUUGCCCGUUCGAAGGCUGCGGCCGUUCGUUUACCACAAGCAAUAUUAGAAAGGUUCAUGUCAGAACUCACACCGGUGAACGACCGUAUAAAUGUACGCAUCCAAAAUGCGGCAAAGCUUUCGCGAGUGCGACAAAUUAUAAAAAUCACAUACGGAUUCACUCGGGCGAAAAACCUUACGCUUGUUCGAUCGAGAAUUGUGGACGUCGAUUCACAGAAUACUCUAGUCUUUACAAACAUCAUUUAGUUCAUACGCAACAGAGACCGUUUGAAUGUAAAAUAUGUUUCCGAAGAUAUCGGCAAAACAGUACAUUAAUUAUGCAUAAGAGAACUGCGCAUGCGCUUAUCGAGAACGACGACGGCGUUGACAUUUUCUUACAAGACCCUUUGGAGAUUGUUGAGGAGAAUAAAGGAAAGCGAAGAAAAAUUGUAACCAAACAAAAUAUUACCGUAGGAAAGGAUGGCCAAUUACAAAUUACGGGAAACACACAUGAACCUAAUGAAAAUGAAACGCAAAUACUAUUUGUUGGAGAUCCUUCGCAAAUAGCCGCCUUGCAGCAAAUGGGACUGGAAGAAGGAUACGAUGAUGGAGAAAUAGACACAUCAUUGGAGGCAUUGAACAUAAAAAUCGAGGACAUAGAAUUUGGUUGGAACUAGAAAUCCCCUAUUAACAGUCGUCAGAAGUCUUGUCCUUUAUCAGUAUAAAAUCAUUGCCCGCCGGUGUUAAUAUUGCAAAGAAUAACAAAUAAAAGUUUCAAAUCCAAA